CUGUAUGGCUCUCUCUAUAAAUAGUGGAUCUCUCUUCUUCCCCCAUAUUCACUUCUGAUUUGAUUCUUUUCCCCACUUUCAGAACAUCAACAAAGUAGAGAGAGAGAACCAAAAAAAAAAAAACUACUACUCAACAAAAAGAGCUAGAGAGAAGAUACCCCUUAAAUCCUAAUUUCUACCUCAAAGAAAGUACUCUUCAAACAUUUUGUAUUCACUGAAGAAGGAUCUUUGCACUUGCACCUGCAGCCAUCUACCAUGGUUAAGUCAGAACACAAGAUCAAAACCGAACCAUCAUCAAAGGCAAUGCGGUUAUCUUCACCCUCAUCAUCAACAUCAGAUUGCAAGAAGAAGAAGUACAAGGGAGUGAGAAUGAGGAGCUGGGGAUCAUGGGUUUCUGAGAUUAGAGCACCAAAUCAGAAAACAAGAAUAUGGUUAGGCUCUUAUUCAACCCCAGAAGCUGCAGCUAGAGCCUAUGAUGCUGCACUUCUAUGCCUUAAAGGCUCCUCAGCAAAUCUCAAUUUCCCUUUAAGCUCUUCACAACAAUACAUUCCUGGAGAUGCUGUCAUGUCCCCCAAAUCAAUCCAAAGAGUUGCUGCGGCCGCCGCAAAUAGUUUCAUCGACAAUGCCACCACUCCCCCUUCCCCACCUCCGGCUUCGACCCCAUCAUCAUCAUCAUUGGCCUCAUCCCCCUCAUUGGUUUCUUCUCCCUCGGAUCAAAUCGAUGACGACGCCUUGCUGAUAUCGUCUUUCCAAGCCUACACUAGUUGUGGUCAAGCAAAUCAAUCAAUGGCUGUGAAUGUGAUGGAGCCUUGGUACACCUUUGGUGAUGGUCUUCAAUCCCCCAAGUAUGCUGAUCAGAUGCUAAGUGGUGAUUUCUUCCAUGUCGAUUCUUCCCAUCUGCUUGAUGAUCUAUACGAAGAAAGUGACAUUCGUUUGUGGAGCUUCUGCUGAGAAAAAAAAUCAAUUCAAGCCACCUACAAUAUUUCUUCUUUUCUCAAAAAUUCAAUUCGUUUGUCUUCAGUGGUAUAGCUUGAAGAUGUUACUGACUGUGACCAAAUUAAAAUUUGUAUACCCUAUGCUACAUAAAUGGUGCAUUUUAGAUGAAAUUCAUAUAGAGAUAAGACAAUUUUCGGCCUCUCAUGUGAAUUUCUAAGAGUUUGAAAUUAUGUAUCAUCGAUACAAAUCUUGGUAUGUCAAUGUCAUGAAUGGUUUCCCAUGUGUCACAGAAUAUAAGGGAGAAAAAAAAAUGUGGUCACCAAAAUCCUUAGGUAUAAGCAAUUCGUUUCACUGUUUUUGGAAUGUAACUAUGGGAGGAGACUUGCUAUUGUGAGUAUCUUUGGAAGGCCUUUGUUGCAUGGGAAGGUAUCAGAGAUGCUUAUUUCCAAUUCAGUGAGAAUAGGGAACCAUGUACAGAGCGUGGUAACAUGAAACCAUUGGAAAAAUUGCAUCUUUUCUAAGCCUUGUCUGCUCUCCCGCGUGCCCAAAGAACAAAGAGUGUUCCCUUGUUUUGAUGUUUAAGUUUGGUAUUUUAUACCCUAUUCUAUUCUUCUUUUAGAUGGAAAUAAAUCCUGGUUAAUUUUCAUUUUA
Messenger RNA from Glycine soja, 1587 nucleotides. RefSeq names its product ethylene-responsive transcription factor ERF014-like. The coding region runs from base 256 to 951 and encodes 231 amino acids. NCBI's taxonomy places the organism in Eukaryota, Viridiplantae, Streptophyta, Magnoliopsida, Fabales, Fabaceae. The transcript has a single exon. The record is from RefSeq and is a predicted model, not a curated record. Gene Ontology annotation, molecular function: DNA binding; DNA-binding transcription factor activity. Gene Ontology annotation, biological process: regulation of DNA-templated transcription.